This is a messenger RNA of Didymodactylos carnosus, 549 nucleotides long. The record is from the annotation of a GenBank genome assembly. NCBI's taxonomy places the organism in Eukaryota, Metazoa, Rotifera, Eurotatoria, Philodinida, Philodinidae.
AUGGAUACCCAUGAACAUCGUUAUAAUCCUUCUCCUGCUACGAAAGAUUUUGAUGAUAUCAAAGAAAUUAUUUGGCCUGUUUCAGUCGGCGGUUUUGUCGCAUUAGCCUUAGGUUGGAUGAUUCUUAGAUAUGCAUGUUCUUCAAAAGAACAAUCGCCUCACGUAGUACGAUGUUGUCCGGAAUCUCUAUGUACUAGAAUAAUCUGUGCUAGAAAAAGGCUGAAAGUAACAUCAUCCGAUGAAAAAUUUUCCAAUGAAGAAACACUGAGAAAAUCAAAAUUAUCUGAAAAUAGUAGUAGUAUGGAUAUUGCUGUUGCUUAUUCAUCCUCUUUACCUCAAUCUCAAAAUCUCAUUGAGCCAAUCCCAGCAUCCAUCCAAAAAGAGAAGAACAAUUCUGCCAUUCAUAUUCAUUUAAUUCCAAAACCAGUACGUCAUCCAUUGAGACGCGAUUCAUUACUAAACAAUGAUCGUCGUGAAUCUCUUUGGCCAUUUAAAACAAAUUUUAAUUUUCAACGUCAAACAAGUGAAAACAUAUUCUUUCAUACUUAA